CGUUACAAAGAUUAGCUGGGAACAAAGCGCUGAAUCCAGACAACGCUAGUUCGCCAGUCAACCGUGCAAGCAAGCGCAAGUCAGAACGUCGUCUGUUGGGGAUUUUGAAUUGUUUAAAUAGUGAUUUACUUUGUAUUCGGGACCCAGCUCAAUAGUAAAGUAGAUAAGGCGAUUUGACGUUGCUGGCAUAUCGGUCGCCAGUAACAGCGAAGUGAUGGCAGAGCGCGAGCAAUCGCGCGGCGGAGGCCAAGAAGGCUUGGAGGACAUCCUCCAACAGCGGGACGAAGGAGGACACCAGAAUGGCGGAGCACCUAGUUACCCGGAGGGGGCCGAUGCGGAGGGCCUGGCCAUUGGCGGGCCCGCGCCUGGCAAGGCGACCGCCACCAGCAACUUCAUGACGCAGUUUCAGAAGAAGGUCUUGGACAAGAUCCUGCGACCGUCGACUAUCACUGCAGACCACGGUGCUGUGGCAGCCGCAGUGGGAGCUGAGGCAGUCGAUACUGCGGCUAACGACGGUGAUGGUGCAGCAGCGAGAGCAGCCGCUGGGGACCACGAACAGGCGGUGGGUGGUGGAGAGGCUGCUGCCAUGGGCACGCAUGCCGUGGAUGGUGGCACGGGUGGCGGCCGCACAGCAGGCGUCGCAGCAGCAGCAACCGCAGGGGGGGACACCGGCACGGGUCCCAGGCAGGGCGAGGCGGGCGUUGCCCAGGACGAGGAUACCACCAACUAUGAUGCGUUCAAGGAGUGGGUCGGCGAGGUGCCAAGAGCGGCUAAGGGCGCAGCUGGCAAGCGCAGGCGGGGUGGCGGUGAUGACGACGACCUGGGUGCGAGGUCGGGGUGCAAGGUUGGAAAUAAACGGCAGAAGGGGAACAAGGGCGCAGGCCGGGGCAGGGGUGCAAGCAAGGGGACCACCAGAGCAGCUGACCGCUGA
Messenger RNA from Volvox carteri f. nagariensis, 931 nucleotides. RefSeq lists its product as uncharacterized. The record is from RefSeq and is a predicted model, not a curated record. The coding region runs from base 215 to 931 and encodes 238 amino acids. NCBI's taxonomy places the organism in Eukaryota, Viridiplantae, Chlorophyta, Chlorophyceae, Chlamydomonadales, Volvocaceae. The transcript is spliced from 4 exons.